This is a messenger RNA of Phacochoerus africanus (Common warthog), 3157 nucleotides long. RefSeq names its product SRY-box transcription factor 7 (gene SOX7). The record is from RefSeq and is a predicted model, not a curated record. The transcript is spliced from 2 exons. The coding region runs from base 195 to 1364 and encodes 389 amino acids. Gene Ontology annotation, molecular function: DNA-binding transcription factor activity, RNA polymerase II-specific; RNA polymerase II cis-regulatory region sequence-specific DNA binding. NCBI's taxonomy places the organism in Eukaryota, Metazoa, Chordata, Mammalia, Artiodactyla, Suidae. Gene Ontology annotation, biological process: regulation of DNA-templated transcription; anatomical structure morphogenesis; cell differentiation.
CGCAGGGAGGGGGCCCGCGCCGAAACGGAGGGAGGGGCCGCGCCGCCUUCGAGAGUCAUUGGAGGACGCGGUCGCACGAAGCUGAUAAAUAAGGGGCCGGGCCGCGGCUGCCGGCCAAGUUGGACGCCCCGACCGGUGCGAGGGCCCGGUCAGCGCCGGCCUGACGACGCAAGCUAGGCGACCCCCGCACGGCCAUGGCCUCAAUGCUGGGAGCUUACCCGUGGCCCGAGGGGCUUGAGUGCCCGGCCCUGGAAGCCGAGCUGUCCGACGGCCUGUCGCCGCCGGCCGCCCCCCGCCCGCCGGGGGACAAGGGCUCUGAGAGCCGUAUCCGGCGGCCCAUGAACGCCUUCAUGGUGUGGGCCAAGGACGAGAGGAAACGUCUGGCGGUGCAGAACCCGGACUUGCACAACGCCGAACUCAGCAAGAUGCUGGGAAAGUCGUGGAAGGCGCUGACGCUGUCCCAGAAGAGGCCUUACGUGGACGAGGCGGAGCGGCUGCGCCUGCAGCACAUGCAGGACUACCCCAACUACAAGUACCGGCCGCGCAGGAAGAAGCAGGCCAAGCGCCUGUGCAAGCGAGUGGACCCCGGCUUCCUGCUCAGCUCGCUCUCCCGCGACCAGAACGCCCUGCCUGAAAAGCGGAGCGGCGGCCGGGGGGCGCCGGGGGAGAAGGAGGACCGGGGUGAGUACUCCCCUGGCUCCGCGCUGCCUGGCCUGCGCGGCUGUUUCCACGAGGGCCCGGCCGGUGGCAGCGGAGGCGGCGGCACCCCGGGCAGCCUGGACACGUACCCCUACGGGCUGCCUACCCCACCGGAGAUGUCGCCCCUGGACGUGCUGGAGCCAGAGCAGACCUUCUUCUCCUCCCCCUGCCAGGAGGAGCAUGCGCACUCCCGCCGCAUCCCACACCUGCCCGGGCCCCCCUACUCCCCGGAGUACGCCCCCAGCCCCCUCCACUGCGGCCACCCUCUGGGCUCCUUGGCUCUCGGCCAGUCCUCGGGCGUCUCGAUGAUGUCCACCGUGCCCGGCUGUCCGCCGUCCCCUGCCUAUUACUCCCCUGCCACCUACCCCCCUCUCCACUCCAACCUCCACGCCCACCUGGGCCAGCUCUCCCCGCCUCCGGAGCACCCCGGCUUUGACGCCCUGGAUCAGCUGAGCCAGGUGGAACUUCUGGAGGACAUGGAUCGCAAUGAGUUCGACCAGUACUUGAACACUCCUGGCCACCCAGACUCUGCCGCCGGCGCCGGGGCCCUCAGUGGGCAGGCCCCGGUCUCUCAGGUGACACCAUCAGGCCCCACAGAGACCAGCCUCAUCUCGGUGCUGGCUGACGCCACGGCCACGUACUAUAACAGCUACAGCGUGUCGUAGAGCCUGGGGCUGCCCGUCCGGUCCUGCCUGGCCGCCGCCGGUGCUUCCCACCUAGCCAAGCGAGCGAAGCGGAUGCGCAGCGCCCCGGGGUGGGCAGGUCUGCACUGCAGGCGGCGCACCAGCUCUGCGGAUCCCAGGGCCCCUCCGCCCCUUCCCCGCCCGCCCCGCCCCCUACAGCCUGCAUUUUGGGUAUAUUCCUUCAAAUGAGUUUCCACUGGCCGCACCCUGGGAAUAAGGCACGGUCGUUGCUGAAACAUGCCGUUUCCCCGGUAGGAUUUUCACUGACCUCUCCUCCCAGCCCUCAUCCCGGAAACAAAUUCAGGGGAACCGCAGCAGCCACUGGCACCUCUCAUGCUUCUGACACAGCCGCAGGGGUACAGCCGUCCUUGACUUUCGGUUCAUGCAGGUGAGGAGAGCCCUGGGAUCUGGGAUCCUCAGAGGCUAGUGAAAGCCAACUCGCUUCCCCUCCUAUUCAGCGUCUUCCCACCUGUAAAGUGAGGGACGGAUCGGACGACUAGGGUUUUCUGAUUUAGGAUUCUCUCAAGGCAGGCAAAGGAAAAUGAAGUUUGCCUCACUCAGUGUGCUCAGUGAUAUGCAACCCCCCCCCCCCCCCACGCCCAACAGCUCAAGGACACCAGGCUUGUUGCACUUGAUCCUAGUUUUCUAACAUGAUCACAGUCUUCCAAAAGGACACUGUUCCAGUUUGAGAAAAAACACUCAUCUUGAUUUGGGAAAUUAACCACUGACAUCAACUGCAGCACUGAAAAUGAGUUUGAAUUCAAGCUGUUUUUUUAAAAAAAUAUUUUUUAGAUAAGUUCUUUUUCAUAACACACACAUUUCAAGAGAAUAUAUACAGCCUGAAUAUAUGCAGUCAGUGUGUGUGAGACCCACACAACACGCACACCUUCAUGUAUAGCCUGAAUCAGAUACUCUUGCUGACCUUGGCAUCUUCUCAUCAACCCUCUGUUACUAACGACCCAAAGAGCAGGAAACUGGAAAAGAAGUUUAGCAGAGCAGCAUCUUUCCUUCAACCUGGAUGUGUUGAUUUCACUGCACUCUCCCUUCUGCAAAUGCAAAAGGAUCUUCCCACUGUCUCCAUCUCCCUUUCCUGGAAUUUCUUUUUUCUCUGCUUCCCCGCUCUUCCUCCACUCCUGAAUUUGCCACUAGUUCAAAGAUCCCUUGACUUAAAAAUCCCAGGCAUGAUUCCUGUGGCAGAAAUGGGAACUUGUCCUCUCCUCCCCAGCCAGCUGGUUCUUCAGGUAACAUCUUUGGCCAACACAUCAAAUUAACUUCCCCUUUAUUAUACUUACUUCCCCCAAACAGAGAUGCACUGUGAUUCAGAAAAUGUUUCUGAGCCCUGACCCCCAUCCCCAAACAUUUCCAUCCUUCCCCGAAACCUUCUUUGAAGGGACAUGCCUAUCAAUGAGCUAAAAGACAGUUGUUUGUCUUUUGAUUCCAGCAUAUUAUUGCCUGUAUGAAAUAUGUGUUUUAUAUAUUCUCCUAUUAUUUUCACCUUAUAUUUUGUAUUGUUGAAAGAUUCUUUUUUUUUCCCCUUCCAAGGAGACCUCUUGUAAAAUCUCUUAUAAGAUAUGAUUAAUCCUCAUGCUAUCACUGUAUAUGACAUUUGGUAAUAAAUAGUAAGUCAUGGACAAUAUGAUUGGUGCAGUCCAGAAUGCGUAUUAAUAAUCUUGUAAAACAUUAUCACAGACAUUAAGCUAAACUGUUCCAUUUUUUCUAUAAGAACCACAUGUGCUUUGGAACGGUUGUAGAUACUGAUUUGUCUAAAAUAUUUA